Messenger RNA from Fusarium venenatum, 912 nucleotides. Its product is annotated as RTA1 like protein-domain-containing protein. Lineage: Eukaryota; Fungi; Ascomycota; Sordariomycetes; Hypocreales; Nectriaceae. Gene Ontology annotation, cellular component: membrane. The record is from RefSeq and is a predicted model, not a curated record.
AUGGAUUGUGAUCCCAACUACGAAGACGUCGUAUGGGCGUUCUACCGAUUCGUACCUUCAAAAGAGGCCAACAUCGUGUUCGUAGUCCUUUUCGCCAUGACAACCUUAUUGCACACCUUACAGUUAUGGCGGACACGGACAUGGUAUCUAAUACCAUUGGUUUUCGGAGGAGUUUGCGAAAUUAUUGGAUAUGUGGGACGAGUGUUAAAUGCAAACGAAAACCCUGGCUGUUGGACUAUGGGACCAUAUAUCAUGCAAAAUGUCUUGAUUCUUAUUGCUCCCGCACUUUUUGCAGCUUCGAUCUAUAUGAUCCUUGGAAGGAUCAUCCUCUUAACAGAUGGCGAACAAUAUUCGUUAAUCAAAAAGCGGUGGCUUACAAAGCUUUUUGUAUUCGGUGACGUGGCAUCGUUAUUACUUCAGUCAUCAGCAAGUAGUCUUAUGGCUGUUGAAGAUCUCAACAAGAUAGGUGAAAAAGUUAUUGUCGGUGGUUUGUUUGUGCAACUCUUCUUUUUCAGCUGCUUCAUUCUUGUCAGCGCCAUCUUCCACGUCCGUAUGCGCCAUGGGCCGACCCCAAGGUCGGUGGAAAGCAGUGUGAGGUGGCAGACAUAUCUCACGACGCUUUACUUCACUGGAACUCUCAUAUGGAUACGGAGUCUUUUCCGCGUUAUUGAGUUCAUAGAAGGUAACGACGGGCACUUGAUGCGCAGUGAAACAUGGGUAUUUGUCUUUGACGGGAUGCUGAUGCUUGUGGUACUAUUCUGGAUGAACUGGUUUCAUCCCGGAGAGAUUGGCCUGAUUCUAAGAGGAGAAGACCGGAUCACGAAUGGUCUGGAACUUAUCAAGAUGGGAAGUGUUGGGAAAGGAAAGAGGAAUAACCACAUGGAAAGUCUGUCGUCUGACCCAAUUGUUUGA